GAGCGCCGAGGGCGGGAAGGCGGUGCGGCCACGCCCUUCGCUGUGGAGAGCCGCGCCCGGGUCCGCCCCACAGCCCGCGGCUGCCCCAUAGCCGCCCCAUAUCCGCCCCAUAGCUGCCUCAGAGCCGCCCUAUAGCCGCCCCAUGGUGGCAUAGGGAUCCACCCCUGUGCUCCACGGCGCCCCAUAGCGGUCUCUAUGGGUCUCUGUGCCUCGUUUAGAUCCCUAUCAGUCACUACAUCUGCUAUAGAUCACUAUGGAUACUCUGAGCGCUGCGGACUGCCCCGUGGUGCUGAGGUUUCGUCGCCUCCGAAGGACAGCAGCGGCCGCAGCCCCCGCCUCCCCCCCAUUCACUGCGUUCCCCUCUUUGAGACCGCCCCGAGGGGAGGGGGGCGUGGGAAAAAGGGGCGGAGCCUCCGCCCGCGCGGGAGAGAUCUCUCAGCCAAUCGAAGAGAAGGAGCGGUUCCCACGGUUCCAUUGAUGAAAAAAGGCGAAGAGGGACCUUUCCUUGGAAGCCCUCCCCGGCGGAGGGGGGGGCUGUUAAACUUGGGGGGGGGCUCAGUGUGAGAGAGGGAGGGUCCCAAAGGGUAUCAGUGUGACUGGGGGGUGGGGGUCCCAAAAGGCUCAGUGUAAUUUGAGGGAGGGGGGGAACCUUAAAAGGUUCGUAGAAGUGAGGGGGGGGUGGGGGGGGUCCCGAAGGGGUUCAUUACAAUUUUAUAGUCGGGGGGGUCCCGAAGCCGGGGGGUGGGGAGGGUGUCAUGCAAUCCGACGAUCUCUUCCUCCGCAAAAUGCGGGGGGGUCCCUCCCACUGCCGCCCCCCGCCCCCCCCCCACAACCCUCCAACGCAGCAGCAGUGAGGCCGCUUUGGGGACCCCCCCCUCCCCCCGUGCCCGCACCCACAGUCACGAGGAAACCUCCCCAGGAGGGGGGGGCGGCCCCCGCCGCUUCCGGGACCCUUUGGUGCUGUUGGGUUUGGGGGGUGGGGAGGCGGCGGGGGGGGGUCCCGAGGUUUUCCCCCGCCCCCCCUGGCCCCAUUUCGUGGCCCAUUACGACGUUCAGAGCAUUGUAUUCGAUCCUUUUGAAACCCCCCCGGACCCCCCCGGCACUUCGGGGGCUUCGGCCGCUCAUUUGGACCCUCCCCCCGAAAUGGGGGACCCCCCCGAAUUCGGGACCCCCCCUCACCCCCCCCCCGAUGCGGAGGACGUGUUGGUGCUGAGCUGCCCCCGUUUCAUAUGUGAGGUAGGGGGGGAAAAGGAGGAGGGGUUGGGGACCUCCCCCCGGAAUGACCCCCCCGGCCUCGGCUACAUCCCCAAUGCGGCUGUAGCGGUCCUGGAGGAGCCCCCCCCCGGGGAGAGACCCCCCCACGCCAUCGAGCACUGCGAUGGGGGGGCCGGGUUCUACCGCAAGUACUUCUAUGGGAAAGAGCACCUGAACUUCCUGGGUGAAGAUGAGCGGUGGGGUCCCAUGGCAGUGUCAGUGCGGCGCGAGGAGCGCGGGCUGCGCGUCCUGCAUCGCGUCAUCGUGCGCACCGGGCAGUUGCGUGCUCUCCGUGCCUCAGUGCUGGAGGAGGCACUGCCCCCCCACGUCCGCCCCCCCGGAUCCAGGGGAGGGGUCCCCCCCCGGCGCCUCCUGGAGCUGCUGCUCCCUGGGGGGGGGGCGCAGGUGCUGCGUUUGGCCGACCCCUCCCCCACUGUGCCCGACACGCUGCUCAAAGUGGACGAGCAAGGGGUGUGCCUGCAGCGCAAGGUGGGGGUGCUGUACUGCCGGGGGGGGCAGAGCUCAGAGGAGGAGAUGUACAACAACGAGAGUGCAGAGCCCCCCUUCCAGGAGUUCCUGGCACUGCUGGGCACGCGUGUGAGGCUGCGUGGCUUCCGGCACUACCGGGCACAGCUGGACACCAAGACUGACUCGACGGGGACGCAUUCGCUCUACACCACCUACCACGGCUAUGAGGUGAUGUUCCACGUCAGUACCAUGCUGCCCUUCACCCCCACCAACCCCCAGCAGCUCCUGCGGAAGCGGCACAUCGGGAACGACAUCGUCACCAUCAUCUUCCAGGAGCCCGGGGCGCUGCCCUUCUCCCCCCGCGCCAUCCGCUCCCACUUCCAGCACGUCUUCAUCGUUGUGCGAGUGCACCAACCCUGCACGCCCCACACGUCCUACAGCGUCGCAGUGACCCGCUCGGAUGACACCCCUCCCUUCGGCCCCCCCAUCGCCGUGGGGCAGCGCUUCCCCCGAGGCCCCCAACUCCGCCAUUUCCUUUUGGCCAAAGCCAUCAAUGGCGAAAAUGCCGCCUCCCGGGGGGGCCGCCUGGGGGCCAUGGCCGCCCGCACCCGCCACCAAUACCUCCGCGAACUCGCCCGCUCCACGCCAACGGACCCCCCCCCCGCCGCCCCCACCCGCGGCCUCCCGGUUCUGGGGGUCCGCCGGAGGGUGGGGGUCACCGUCGGGGGCGAUGCGGUGGUUGGGGGGGCGUUGGUGUGGGGGGCGAAGGCGUGGGUUGGGCAGGGGGGGGAGGAGACGGCGUGUUUGUUGGGGGUGGCGGCGGAGCGGGUGGUCCUGGUGACCCCCCAGGAGGGGCGGGUGCUGCUGAGCGCUGCCUGCCGAGACGUUCUGGGCUGGGCCUACGUGGAGGGAGGAGUCGAGAUCUUCUAUGGGGCGGGGGAGAGCGUGGGGCUGAGGCUGCCCCAUGGAGAGGCCGAGCAGGUGGUGGCCAGGCUGCAGGCGGUGACGCGCGGCUGUGAGGUUCUGGAGCUGUCGUUGCCCCGCGGUGCCGGGGGCCGUUUGGGGUUCCGGAUCGCCAGGGACGGUGUGGUGACGUCAGUGCAGCGCUUCUCCUUCGCCGAAGUGGGGGGGCUGCGCCGGGGGGCGCGAGUGCUGCGUGUGGCUCACAGCCCCCUCCCCAACCUCACCCCGCAGACACUGCGGGCGCUGCUGCGGGGACCCAAAGCUGUGCUCACCAUUCUGCCCCCAGACCGAGACGGGAGGCCCCGAAGGAGCUUCUCGGAGCUGUACGCCCGUUCCCUGGAGCAGGGCCAGGCUGGGGGGAGGGGCUCCGGGGGGGGGGACAUCGGGGACAGCAGCAGUGACAGCGACAGCGAUGGCAGUGAGGCAGCAGAGCAGCGGGGGGGGGGAGGGGGGCAGCUCAGCCUGGGGGUGGGGGUGGGGGGGGGGCUGCGCCCCGACACUCUGCGGCUGCUGCGCUCCUUAGAGCUGCCUGAGAGCCCCCCCCUGCCACAGAGCCCCCCCCCCGCACUGAGUCCCACCCGCCAGCAGAGCCCCCCCCAGGGGCCCCCCCUGGCUGACCCCACACCUGACCUCCUGCUGCCCCACCACAGCCCCCCCCCCCACAGGGAUAUGGGUGACCUCGGGUACCCUCUGCCCCCCCCCGAGGACGGAGUCCCCCCAGACCCCACACUGAGGCAUUCGCCAGGCAAAGCCCCCCCGGAGGAUGAGGAGUGGGAUUCCAUCUCCCGCGUGGCAGCCGCCUGCAGUGGAGUUCUGGAGGCGUUGGCACGAGAGGGGCAGCAGCUUCGGGACCCCCUCGGCCCCACAGCCACCCCAGCGCUGAGCCCUUCGGGGGCUGAGGAUGAGCCCCGGACGCUGUCAGAAAAAGUGUCGCAGUUGGAGGUGAUGCUGAAGCAGCUGAGGGGGGAGCUGCAGGAGGAGCAGGAGGCGAAGGCGCGGCUGCGGGCGGAGCUGCGGACACUGCGGCGCAGCAACCGCCGGCUGCAACGUGAGCACGAGGAUGCGGCCGCACGACUGCGCCGUGUCACACAACUGUUGCACGAGGACACCCCCACACAUUCCCUUGCACACACAACAUACACUCCCCAUGCACACUGCCCUUGCACACUCACAACUCAUGCCCCCCUCUCUUUGCACAUGGCCCCUCCUGGUGUACUCAUGCCCCCUCCUUGCAUGCACACUCCCUUGCACACUCACACUCAUGGCCCCCCCCAAUAAAGCACCAUCCGCCACCUCA
This is a messenger RNA of Gallus gallus (chicken), 3982 nucleotides long. RefSeq names its product signal-induced proliferation-associated 1 (gene SIPA1). The record is from RefSeq and is a predicted model, not a curated record. Gene Ontology annotation, biological process: activation of GTPase activity; regulation of small GTPase mediated signal transduction; establishment of epithelial cell polarity. Lineage: Eukaryota; Metazoa; Chordata; Aves; Galliformes; Phasianidae. Gene Ontology annotation, molecular function: GTPase activator activity; protein binding. Gene Ontology annotation, cellular component: Golgi apparatus; plasma membrane; cytoplasm.